CUAACAAAACCAUGGGCUUUGGUGGAAUCUUCCAUUUCUAUAAAAUCCGGCCAAACAUAGAGUGAGAACAAUAUAUAGAGACGAAAAAACCGGAGCAGAAAUUAUCAAUGGAGAACGUAGCGAGCGUAGCAAAAGCUGCAGUGGAGAAAUUGAAGGAGAUGAAUAUGGUGGAAAACGCAAAGGAGAUCGUCUUAAAAACGACGCCGUCGUUUGUAUCGGAAUAUGCACGGAUCUUAUUCAAUUGGUUAUCGGGAAAUUUGAAGCAGAUUGCCGUGAAAAUGACGCCGGUCGUGCGAAUUUCAUCCGACUGGCUACUGAAAAAUACGAAGGAGAUUAUCGUGAAAACGGCGCCGUUUGUACGAACCUCAUCUCACUGGUUACUGGAAAAAGCUCCUCCACUGAAUUCGAUCCGAGAAACUCCACUGCAUAUCUCCAUUCCAAUCGGAUUUCUGCUGAUUUUGUUCCUCCGCCGGUGCUUCAGCGGCGGCGACGGCGGCGGAAAUGGGAAGACGAUGAAAGCUCCGGGAAGGAAUAAUGUAAGGAUACAAAGGCGUGAUUUUGAAAGCAGUCCUAAAUCCUAUUUCCGCAAUCUCCGCUCGCGGAAAUAACUAAUUUCGGUAUUAUUAUUCGGUAUUUAAUAUUUUUAAGUUUGAAUUUGAAAUAUCUUGAUAUCAUCGAUCUAGGUACUAAUAUAUAUUAUGUGUUUGUAUUUCAA
This is a messenger RNA of Solanum pennellii, 715 nucleotides long. RefSeq lists its product as uncharacterized. The record is from RefSeq and is a predicted model, not a curated record. Lineage: Eukaryota; Viridiplantae; Streptophyta; Magnoliopsida; Solanales; Solanaceae. Bases 108 to 608 code for a protein of 166 amino acids. The transcript has a single exon.